Messenger RNA from Zingiber officinale, 1556 nucleotides. RefSeq names its product putative serine/threonine-protein kinase. Gene Ontology annotation, biological process: protein phosphorylation. Bases 72 to 1262 code for a protein of 396 amino acids. The record is from RefSeq and is a predicted model, not a curated record. NCBI's taxonomy places the organism in Eukaryota, Viridiplantae, Streptophyta, Magnoliopsida, Zingiberales, Zingiberaceae. Gene Ontology annotation, molecular function: protein kinase activity; ATP binding. The transcript has 5 exons.
UAACUUUUUUGUUCCUCUUUCGAGUUUCCAGUCCUCAGCUCCCUUCGUCGUCGUCGUCGUCGUCGUGGGGGAUGGCGAGGUUCAAAAAAUUCUCGAAGAGCCUCAUCGAGCACUUCCUAGACGGUGGCGGCGUUAAACAAGAGGGUAAAAAGAAAGAGAGGGAGGGUGAUGACCUGGAGGCCAUCACGGCCAUGAGACGGCGGGUGUUCCGGUACGAGGCGGUGGUGGAGGCCACCGGGAAGUUCAGCCCCAAGCAGAAACUCGGCGAGGGCGGAUUUGGGCCGGUCUUCAAGGGGCGGCUGGAGGACGGGCGGGAGGUAGCGGUAAAGCGACUGAGCGUGGCGUCGAGGCAGGGGACGAAGGAGUUCAUGAACGAGGCGAUGUUGCUGUCGGAGGUGCAGCACAAGAACCUGGUGAACCUCUACGGCUACUGCACCCACGGUGACGACAAGCUCCUCGUAUACGAGUACGUCCGCAACGAGAGCCUAGACAAGAUCCUCUUCUCCAGAGAGGAAAAUAACUGGAAGAUGGCGCAGUUGGACUGGUGUCGGCGAUUUAAUGUGAUCGUUGGUGUAGCACGGGGUCUUCUGUACUUGCAUGAGGAAGCGCACACCACCAUCAUCCACCGCGACAUCAAGGCCAGCAACAUCCUGCUGGACGAAGAGUGGUCGCCCAAGAUCGCCGACUUCGGCCUGGCCCGCCUCUUCCCGGCGGAGCUGAGCCAGGUGAAGACCCGCGUUGUUGGCACCAACGGUUACAUGGCCCCUGAGUAUUUCAUGCACGGCACCCUCUCUGCGAAAGCCGACGUCUUCAGCUUCGGCGUCGUCAUCCUCGAGCUCAUCUCCGGCCGCAAGAACGCCGCCUUCGCACCCUUCCCUGACUGUGAAGCCAGAAGCCUCCUCGAAUGGGCUUGGAGGUUGUACAGGAAGGGACAGAGUCUGGAUCUCCUGGAUCCGGCGCUGAAAUCCACGGCCGUGGCGGAGCAAGUAGAAAUGUGCAUUCAUCUCGGCCUGCUCUGCGUCCAGUCCGACCCCAAGCUGCGGCCUGACAUGAGCCGCGUCGUGAUCAUCUUGUCCAAAAGGCCAAGAACAUUGGAAGAACCCAGCAAGCCUGGAAUCCCCGGACCUAGAUACCGGAGACACCAAGGGGCCGCCUACGCCUCCAGCCCUGCUCCUUCCGCUGCGAGAUCAUCCUCCUCCGCUCCCGACUCUGCUUCUGCCUCGAGUGCCACCACCUGGACCCCUAUGACCCCUACUAAUUAAGGUGGAGUACUUUUGUCCGUCUUCAAUUUGAGAUUCCAGGGCGUUCGUGGAAGCAAUCUGUGAUUACAUUUCAUUUGCUUGUUUUUUUUUUUUUGUGUUUCGGUUCGAUGGUAUACCAGUUUUUUGAAUGAUGUUGGUACAUGUGUAAUAACAAGCUAUCCUUUUUUGUAUGAUAAUACCUUCAUUCAAUGAUCGAGCUUUCCUUUUUUUUUUUUUUUUGCACUUUGAAAUCACUCUGUACAUUGGAUUAGUUUUGAUGUUUUUGGCAAUUGAAGUAGUUUUUUGUUGUUCUUA